AUGAUUGCAUCAUUUAUUGCAUGGCUUGGUACCUGUGGUAAUUUACUUUUAGUUUAUAUUUUUAUGACACGAACUUAUCCAACGUCAACAAAAUAUCCUACUGUGUUAGCGAUUCUUGAUGCAUUAAUUUGUAUUCUUUAUAUUAUGUUAUUUGGAAUUGAUGCAGCAAUUGUUUAUCUUAAAGUUUCAAAUUUAUUCAUACUAUAUCAUAUUUAUAUUGUACCAGCAUAUGUUAUCAGUCGAAUAACACAAUUAGCUAUUCCAUAUAUGCUAAUUUUAACAACAUUAGAACGUUUUGUAUGGAUAUCUGGUCAGAAGACAAAAAAAUUUUUGAAACGAAUGUUUAGCGAUCAUGGCCAUCACAUUACAGUCAUUCUUUUAUUACUUUGUUGUACAAUUUCACGUCUACCAACAGCAUUUGCAAUUGUAGUACAUCAUUUUCCAAAUUGUAACGAUUUUUUGCGCACACAAAGCACAGGACCAGCUGAUUGGGUGCACGAUAGUAAAGUUUAUUAUUUCUUCGAUUUUCAUCUCUUAUCAAUUGCUCAAACAUUUAUUCCAUUUAUUGUUCUUGUUGUGUUUAAUUUUAUUAUUAUUCGAAAAUUACCAAAAGAAAAUUUGGAUCGAGGAAAGAAUCAUAUGAAAGAAACAGAUCAAGAAAAUGGACAUUUUUUAAUUGAGCAAAAUUAUUCUACCUCAAUUCAUAAUCAACAAUUGCAACAAGAACAAUUUUCCAUUUCGAAUGCAUUAUUUGAAUUUGAUGAAUCGAAUCGAAAUGCUUCAAAAUUUGAGCAUAAAUCAAAAUCAUUAAAUACCAUCUGGAGUUCAAAGUUCAAAAGACGUAAUGAUUCAUUGUUUGAAGCAAAAAAUGGAAUAUCAAUUAUAAUGACUAAACCGUUACGUAAAAUGUCCACUCCGGUUCGUGAUGCUGUUUGUACAAUGUUUGCUAUUGUUACUAGUUAUCUAAUCAGUAACAGUCUUCAUUUGAUACUUACAAUUUUAGAAAGAUCACAAUUCUCAGUACUUCGUGAUCCGGAUGAUCCAAUGAUGGCAAGUACAUUUCACACAGUUUUUUCGGAUACAGUCAGUUUUGUUUACAUGUUUACAAGUGCUAUUCGUAUUAUUAUUUAUAUGUGUAAUCCGGCUGUACGUUUACAUCUAAAAGAUUUUCUACCAUGUUAUUAUCGAUGUAGGAAAAAGCAUUCAUUAUCGUCAACGACUAUUGCUGUUCCGGUUUAA
Molecule: messenger RNA, 1239 nt
Organism: Brugia pahangi
Lineage: Eukaryota; Metazoa; Nematoda; Chromadorea; Rhabditida; Onchocercidae
Source: the annotation of a GenBank genome assembly